UCAGCUGACAGCGCUUCGGGAGGAAGGAAGGACAGGCAGACAUCUUGAUUCGAAAGGGAGGGUUGUGUGUGGUCAAGUGAACGUACACACGAAGGGACACUAAAUACCGCAACUCGGGAGGAAGAAGUGACUUCGUAGGAGGGAACGUAUUGCGAGGUGUCUGGGAUCACCAUGGUCUGUGACGACUGAGACUGCACCGCCAUGAUCGGAGGACUGUUUAUCUACAACCACAAGGGGGAGGUGCUGAUCUCCCGGGUGUACCGCGAUGACAUAGGGCGCAACGCGGUGGACGCGUUCCGCGUGAACGUGAUCCACGCCCGGCAGCAGGUGCGUUCGCCCGUCACCAACAUCGCCCGCACCAGCUUCUUCCACGUCAAGCGCUCCAACAUCUGGCUGGCGGCCGUCACCAAGCAGAACGUCAACGCCGCCAUGGUCUUCGAGUUCCUCUACAAGAUGUGCGACGUGAUGGCCGCCUACUUCGGCAAGAUCAGCGAGGAGAACAUCAAGAACAACUUCGUGCUCAUCUACGAGCUGCUGGACGAGAUCCUGGACUUUGGGUACCCGCAGAACUCUGAGACGGGGGCUCUGAAGACCUUCAUCACUCAGCAGGGCAUCAAGAGCCAGCACCAGACGAAGGAGGAGCAGUCGCAGAUCACCAGUCAGGUGACCGGGCAGAUCGGCUGGCGCCGCGAGGGCAUCAAGUACCGGCGGAACGAGCUCUUCCUGGACGUGCUGGAAAGCGUCAACCUGCUCAUGUCCCCGCAAGGGCAGGUGCUGAGCGCCCACGUCUCUGGCCGGGUGGUGAUGAAGAGCUACCUGAGCGGGAUGCCCGAGUGCAAGUUCGGCAUGAACGACAAGAUCGUCAUCGACAAGCAGGGGAAGGGCGGAGCUGUGGACGAGGCGGGGAAGAGUGAUUUGGGGGGAAGCAGUGGGAAGCAGUCCAUAGCAAUCGACGACUGCACCUUCCACCAGUGCGUGCGCCUCAGCAAGUUCGACUCUGAGCGAAGCAUCAGCUUCAUCCCCCCUGACGGGGAGUACGAGCUCAUGAGAUACCGCACCACUAAGGACAUCAUCCUGCCCUUCCGGGUCAUUCCGCUGGUGAGGGAGGUCGGCCGCACCAAGCUGGAGGUCAAAGUGGUCAUCAAGUCCAACUUCAAGCCGUCACUGCUGGCGCAGAAGAUCGAGGUGCGUAUCCCAACGCCCCUCAACACCAGUGGUGUGCAGGUGAUCUGUAUGAAGGGCAAAGCGAAGUACAAGGCCAGCGAGAACGCCAUCGUGUGGAAGAUUAAGCGGAUGGCCGGGAUGAAGGAGUCCCAGAUCAGCGCCGAGAUCGAGCUGCUCCCCACCAACGACAAGAAGAAGUGGGCGCGCCCCCCCAUCUCCAUGAACUUUGAGGUGCCCUUCGCUCCCUCGGGGCUCAAGGUGCGCUACCUGAAGGUCUUCGAGCCCAAGCUGAACUACAGCGACCACGACGUCAUCAAGUGGGUGCGCUACAUCGGGCGCAGCGGCAUCUACGAGACGCGCUGCUAACGGACCCCACCCUGCCGCGGCGCGCGGCUGGCUGGCGGGCGGGCG
This is a messenger RNA of Anguilla anguilla (European eel), 1575 nucleotides long. RefSeq names its product AP-2 complex subunit mu-A. NCBI's taxonomy places the organism in Eukaryota, Metazoa, Chordata, Actinopteri, Anguilliformes, Anguillidae. Gene Ontology annotation, molecular function: clathrin-cargo adaptor activity. Gene Ontology annotation, cellular component: cytoplasmic vesicle; AP-2 adaptor complex. The record is from RefSeq and is a predicted model, not a curated record. The coding region runs from base 202 to 1530 and encodes 442 amino acids. Gene Ontology annotation, biological process: clathrin-dependent endocytosis; intracellular protein transport. The transcript has 13 exons.